AUGGCUCCCACAGCUGCCAAGAAGAAGAUUGCCAUCAUGACCUCGGGAGGUGACUCCCCAGGCAUGAACGGCGUCGUCCGCGCCGUAGUCCGAACCGCACUUCACAUGGGAUGUGAACCCUACUGCAUCUACGACGGAUACGAAGGCUUGGUAGUAGGCGGAGACCAGAUCAAAAAGGCGGAAUGGGGUGAUGUGCGCAACUAUCUUGGCCAGGGCGGUACUCUGAUUGGAACCCGCCGCUGCAUGGCCUUUUACGAACGACCCGGUCGUGUGACUGCUGCCAAGAACAUGAUUCUCAACGGAAUUGAUGCCUUGAUUAUUUGCGGUGGUGACGGUUCCCUCACUGGUGCUGACAAGUUCCGCGCCGAAUGGCCUUCCUUGAUUGAGGAGCUCGUCUCCUCCGGCCAGCUCAAGAAGGAGCAGGUUGACCCCUACAGACACCUCAACAUUGUUGGUUUGGUUGGAUCAAUCGACAAUGACAUGUCAGGCACCGAUGCCACCAUUGGAUGUUACUCUGCCCUCGAGCGCAUCUGCGAAAUGGUCGACUACAUUGAAGCCACGGCCUCGUCCCAUUCGAGAGCUUUCGUUAUCGAGGUCAUGGGCCGCCAUUGCGGCUGGCUGGCUCUCAUGGCCGGCGUUGCGACAGGUGCCGACUUUAUCUUCAUCCCUGAAAAGCCUAGGGAGGAGAACUGGGAGGAAGAAAUGUGUGAUAUUGUGAAGAGACACCGAAGCUUUGGAAAGCGCAAGACCAUCGUCAUCAUUGCCGAGGGCGCCAACGAUAGCAACGGCAAGAAGAUCACAUCCGAAAUGGUCAAGGACCUGCUCGCAGACAAGAACGGGCUUGCUCUGGACACCCGCAUCACAACCCUCGGUCACGUUCAGCGUGGCGGUACGGCCGUCGCCUACGACAGAAUGCUGGCUACCCUCCAGGGUGUAGAGGCCGUCAAGGCCGUUCUGGAAGCCACUCCCGAGACCGAGACCUGCUUCAUCGCCAUCAACGAAAACCAAAUCUGCCGCAAGCCACUGAUGCAGGCUGUCAAGGAUACCAAGGAGGUUGCAAAGGCGGUUGACGAGAAGCAGUUCGAAAAGGCAAUGGGCCUCCGUGACACUGAGUUUGCCGAGAUGUUCAGCUCUUACAUGAUGACCACAAACGUCAGAGUGGAUGACCACCAUCUGCCGGAGAAGGAGAGAAUGAAGAUUGGCUUCAUCAAUGUUGGCGCACCUGCUGGUGGUAUGAACGCUGCUGUGCGCGCUGGUGUUGCUUACUGUCUUUCGCGCGGCCAUGAACCCGUCGCCAUUCACAAUGGCUUUGCCGGAUUCGCUAGGCAUCAUGGCGAUAAGCCCGUCGGUGCCGUGCGACCUUUCGACUGGCUUGAGGUUGACAGCUGGGCCAGCAAGGGAGGAUCGGAAAUCGGUACCAACCGAGAACUUCCUGCAGAGUCGGGCAUGGAGCUCAUUGCCAAUCUGAUUGAAAAGUACGAGUUUGAUGGCUUGUUCCUCGUCGGUGGCUUCGAAGCCUAUCACGCCGUUUCGCAACUGCGCAAGGCCAGAGAGCUCUACCCCUCUCUGUGCAUUCCCAUGGUUCUCCUGCCAGCUACGAUUUCCAACAACGUUCCUGGAUCAGAAUACUCUCUUGGCUCCGAUACUUGCUUGAACGAGCUUGUGCAGUACUGCGACAAGAUCAAGCAGUCCGCUUCCGCCACGCGUCGCCGUGUGUUUGUCGUUGAGACACAAGGUGGCAAAUCUGGAUACAUCGCGACUCUUGCCGGUCUCAGCGUCGGCGCGAGCGCUGUUUACACGCCAGAGGAGGGCAUGGACCUCGAGAUGCUGGCCGCUGACGUUCGCCAUCUCCGUGAAAUUUUCUCCAAGGAUAAGGGCCAGUCGUCAUCUGGACGCUUGAUCCUCAUCAACGAGAAGGCUGACGAUGUGUUCAACGCCAAGCUCAUCGCAGACAUCAUCCGCAAGGAGGCACGCGGCCGAUUCGAAUCUCGCGACAGUAUCCCCGGACACGUCCAGCAGGGUGGCGUUCCUUCGCCCAUGGACAGAUGUCGUGCCGUCAGACUGGCGAUCAAGUGCAUGCAGCACCUCGAGGAGUUCCGUCCCAAGUCGCAUAACAGGUGUAAGAGGGACCCCAUGAGCGCCUCUGUCAUUGGUAUCAAGGGUGCCAGCGUCACAUUUACGCCCAUUUGGGAUCUCGAGGACCACGAGACGGACUGGAAGAACCGUCGGCCCAAGAACGUUCACUGGGCGCACAUGGGCGAUGUGGUCAACAUGUUGUCCGGCAGACCUCUCCACCACACACCGGAGAAGCCAAUCACCGGCCUCAAGGCAAAGGACGUCAAGAGAGGCCUCGACGAUUGA
Molecule: messenger RNA, 2361 nt
Organism: Colletotrichum abscissum
Lineage: Eukaryota; Fungi; Ascomycota; Sordariomycetes; Glomerellales; Glomerellaceae
Product: 6-phosphofructokinase
Exons: 3
Coding region: 1-2361 (786 amino acids)
Biological process (GO): fructose 6-phosphate metabolic process; canonical glycolysis; fructose 1,6-bisphosphate metabolic process
Cellular component (GO): mitochondrion; cytoplasm; 6-phosphofructokinase complex
Molecular function (GO): ATP binding; fructose-6-phosphate binding; AMP binding
Source: RefSeq, a predicted model, not a curated record